CAAGCUGUGUACACGAAUUCUAAAUUUAAAGAAGUGCAGUCAGAAGUAAUGGGGAUUAUCUACUCUCAUUGUGUUGUCAUAAAAACAGAAGGGGCAAUUACCACGUAUCAAGUUAAUGACCAAAGGGUAGUUGAAGACGGCAUCAAGAAGUCAACUUUGCAGGCAUACUUCAAUGAAGAUGAGUGUGAGGCGAAGUGCAUGUGUGGACUAUUUGAGAUGAGAGGGAUUAUAUGUAGGCACAUUCUUUCAAUUUUUGCCGCAAGGGAUGUCCAAGUGUUGCCGGAAAAGUACAUUAUGGAGAGGUGGAGGAAGGACAUUAAACGUAGAUAUGGUCUCAUUCGAAGCAGUUACGAUGACUUGAGUGGUAAACCAGUUGCUACUCGAUACUCUGGUUUGAUAAAAUUAUGUUACCAAGUAGCCACAAAUGCAUGUGAAAACGAAGAUAAUUAUCUGGACAUGACACAGAAGUUGAAGGCAAUGAAUGACAUUUACACUAAAUCGAAGCCCCAUGCCACAGUUGCAAGCACUCAUGCUUCCAUUGAUGCCGAAACUGGAAGUUCGAAGAACGUGUUGAGCCCUCGUGUUGUCAGAGGCAAGGGCAGGCCCCCAUCAAAGAGAAGACAACCUACAAUAGAGAAGUUACAAACCAAAAAUAAAAAAGCUGGUGGCAAGCGACAAAGAGAAAAUCCCCAAUCACGGAUGGAAGACGUAUUAAACCCCACAGAAUCGGUAAUACUGCACAACACACCAGAAGCUGUUGUUUAGCAGUUGCCUGGUACACAACAAAGCGUUAUUUCUCAGGUGAACUUCGCAUGCCCUGGCCCUCUCGAUGAUUAAUGAAAGACAUCGUAGACUGCUGCCCCCAUCAAAGUAUUUGAGAAUUGAAAACGUUGUAGACUGUUAUUUGAGAAAAGAUCGUAAUCUGUAUAACUCUACUUUGUAUUCUUGUAAACUUGGUGUAUUUUUGUGACAUUUGGCCAUAGCCCAUUUCACUUGGUUGAAAUGUUAUGGGUAUGAGAUUUGUUAUUAUU
Messenger RNA from Juglans regia (Persian walnut), 1031 nucleotides. RefSeq names its product protein FAR-RED IMPAIRED RESPONSE 1-like. The coding region runs from base 49 to 765 and encodes 238 amino acids. Gene Ontology annotation, molecular function: zinc ion binding. Lineage: Eukaryota; Viridiplantae; Streptophyta; Magnoliopsida; Fagales; Juglandaceae. The record is from RefSeq and is a predicted model, not a curated record. The transcript has 3 exons.